CCACUAACCGCUUGGUAAAGAUCUCCAUGAGGUUUGCUGAAAUUGAGUUCUCGGAUAAGUCCUCAGUUGUGCCAGUUGUGCUUUAAGCGAAAUCGUUUGCAAAAAUAUUUGCGCAGGCCUCUUUAGUAAUAUUGUAAUAGUCACCAGCAUCGGUUGAAUACUUAAAGCUACCAUGUGGAUUUGUAAAAUUUUAAUAUACUCCCUGAUCCUUGGACUUGUUGCGGCGCAGAUCUGUUAUGAUGAACGUCCUAGUGGAACUCGCAGAGUAAAAUUUAGGCGUUGCUGCAAGGACUACAAAAGAGUAAGAGGCCCUAGACUCAGAUGCAUUCCACAAUGCAAAGUGAAUUGUGGAAGUGGCUCCUGUACGAAACCAAAUGUCUGUACCUGCCAGAAAGGAUAUAAAAACUUCAAUAACGAUCCAUCUAGCCGAUGUGUGCCCUUCUGCGAGGGCUGCAAUCGAGGAACCUGUCAAGCUCCGGGCCGCUGUGUCUGUCCCGAGCGCCACCUGAUGGACGAAAAGACAAACAACUGCAUGCCCCAAUGUGCCAGUGGUUGUCCAAAUGGAACUUGCAUAACGCCGAACAAUUGUAGUUGCAACCAAGGAUACGGACUGAAUGCAAGUACCCAGGUGUGUUUGCCAAUAUGCAAGGAUAACUGCAGGGCAGCCAAUGGCUUCUGCGCGGCGCCCAAUCGCUGCGAGUGCAAUUCAGGUUUCAUUGCCAAGCCGAACUCCAAAUCGUUUGAGUGCCAGCCGGUCUGCAAAAAUGGCUGCAGCAAUGGUGUUUGUCGGGCUCCCGACAAAUGUGAGUGCAACAAAUUCUACAGAAAGAACAUCGAUGGGAACUGCGUUCCAAUCUGCGAAGACGGAUGCGUGAACGGAAACUGCACAGCACCGGACGUCUGUCAAUGUCUGCCGGGAUAUACGAAAAUUGGGCAAAAUGUUUGCUUGGCCGUUUGUCCCGCCGUCUGCAAGAAUGGAGAUUGCGUGGCGCCCAAUGAGUGCCUCUGCAACGCUGGAUACACAAAACGGGAAGGUGUCUGCACUCCGGAUUGCAAGGAUGAAUGUGAGAACGGAUUCUGUGAAGCUCCAGAAAAGUGUUCAUGCAAUGAGGGAUAUAAAAUGGACAGUGAAAACAGGUGUGUACCAAUCUGCUCCAGAGUAUGUGAAAACGGAUUCUGUGUUGCCCCAGAGAAGUGUUCCUGUAAUGAAGGAUACCGGAUGGAAACGAACAACAGUUGUUCCCCAAUCUGCUCAAGAGAAUGUGAGAACGGAUUUUGUGCUGCUCCAGAAGAGUGUUCCUGUAAUGAGGGGUAUAACAUGGACAGUGAAAACAAGUGUGUACCAAUCUGCUCAAGACGAUGUGAGAACGGAUUUUGUGCUGCUCCAGAAGAGUGUUCCUGUAAUGAGGGGUAUAAAAUGGACAGUGAAAACAACUGUGUACCAAUCUGCUCCAGAGUAUGUGAAAACGGAUUCUGUGUUGCCCCAGAGAAGUGUUCCUGUAAUGAAGGAUACCGGAUGGAAACGAACAACAGUUGUUCCCCAAUCUGCUCAAGAGAAUGUGAGAACGGAUUUUGUGCUGCUCCAGAAGAGUGUUCCUGUAAUGAGGGGUAUAACAUGGACAGUGAAAACAAGUGUGUACCAAUCUGCUCAAGACGAUGUGAGAACGGAUUUUGUGCUGCUCCAGAAGAGUGUUCCUGUAAUGAGGGGUAUAAAAUGGACAGUGAAAACAACUGUGUACCAAUCUGCUCCAGAGUAUGUGAAAACGGAUUCUGUGUUGCCCCAGAGAAGUGUUCCUGUAAUGAAGGAUACCGGAUGGAAACGAACAACAGUUGUUCCCCAAUCUGCUCAAGACAAUGUGAGAACGGAUUUUGUGCUGCUCCAGAAGAGUGUUCCUGUAAUGAGGGGUAUAAAAUGGACAGUGAAAACAAGUGUGUACCAAUCUGCUCAAGACGAUGUGAGAACGGAUUCUGUGCUGCUCCAGAAGAGUGUUCCUGUAAUGAGGGGUAUAAAAUGGACAGUGAAAACAACUGUGUACCAAUCUGCUCCAGAGUAUGUGAAAACGGAUUCUGUGUUGCUCCAGAAAAGUGUUCCUGUAAUGAAGGAUACUGGACGGAAACGAACAACAGUUGUUCCCCAAUCUGCUCAAGAGAAUGUGAGAACGGAUUUUGUGCUGCUCCAGAAGAGUGUUCCUGUAAUGAGGGGUAUAAAAUGGACAGUGAAAACAAGUGUGUACCAAUCUGCUCAAGACGAUGUGAGAACGGAUUUUGUGCUGCUCCAGAAGAGUGUUCCUGUAAUGAGGGGUAUAAAAUGGACAGUGAAAACAAGUGUGUACCAAUCUGCUCAAGACGAUGUGAGAACGGAUUUUGUGCUGCUCCAGAAGAGUGUUCCUGUAAUGAGGGGUAUAAAAUGGACAGUGAAAACAACUGUGUACCAAUCUGCUCCAGAGUAUGUGAAAACGGAUUCUGUGUUGCCCCAGAGAAGUGUUCCUGUAACGAAGGAUACAGGAUGGAAACGAAUAACAGUUGUUCACCAAUCUGCUCAAGAGAAUGUGAGAACGGAUUUUGUGCUGCUCCAGAAGAGUGUUCCUGUAAUGAGGGGUAUAAAAUGGACAGUGAAAACAAGUGUGUACCAAUCUGCUCAAGACGAUGUGAGAACGGAUUUUGUGCUGCUCCAGAAGAGUGUUCCUGUAAUGAGGGGUAUAAAAUGGACAGUGAAAACAAGUGUGUACCAAUCUGCUCAAGACGAUGUGAGAACGGAUUUUGUGCUGCUCCAGAAGAGUGUUCCUGUAAUGAGGGGUAUAAAAUGGACAGUGAAAACAAGUGUGUACCAAUCUGCUCAAGACGAUGUGAGAACGGAUUCUGUGCUGCUCCAGAAGAGUGUUCCUGUAAUGAGGGGUAUAAAAUGGACAGUGAAAACAACUGUGUACCAAUCUGCUCCAGAGUAUGUGAAAACGGAUUCUGUGUUGCUCCAGAAAAGUGUUCCUGUAAUGAAGGAUACUGGACGGAAACGAACAACAGUUGUUCCCCAAUCUGCUCAAGAGAAUGUGAGAACGGAUUUUGUGCUGCUCCAGAAGAGUGUUCCUGUAAUGAGGGGUAUAAAAUGGACAGUGAAAACAACUGUGUACCAAUCUGCUCCAGAGUAUGUGAAAACGGAUUCUGUGUUGCCCCAGAAAAGUGUUCCUGUAAUGAAGGAUACAGGAUGGAAACGAAAAACCGUUGUUCCCCAAUCUGCUCCAGAGGUUGUGAGAACGGAUUCUGUGUUGCUCCAGAAGAGUGUUCUUGCAAUGAAGGAUACUACCAGGAAACUGAAAACAGUUGUACACCUAUUUGUAAAGACGGGUGUGACAACGGGCUUUGCGUGUCUCCCAAUGUUUGCAAGUGUGAUGACGGAUUUUUAUACCUUGAAGAAUAUAAAAGCUGUCAACUUGAGAAAAAUGUACUCAGCGUUGUGGAUUGUGAUCAGACCUGCCGAAAUGGAACCUGCGUAGAAGGAAUAUGUACUUGUGGUGAAUAUUAUAAACUGCUUGAGGACAAUAACGGGCUGUUCUGUCUUCCGAUUUGCGAGCCCGAGUGCCUCAAUGGAUUCUGUGAAUCUCCGGGGUCUUGUGUCUGCUGGGAUGGAGAGAGGCCGAAAGAUGGAUAUUCUUGCCAAUUUGCGGAUUCUGUUGGGUCAUUGACACGCCAGAAAAAGAAUUCAAGACCCUUGAUGUGGUUAUAUUUAACGAUUGGUGGCAUAAUUUUGAUCUUGGCCAUAGUAACGGCAUUGCUGAUGAUUUAUAUCUAUAAAAAACGGUCGUAUCACGUGGACAAGAACGAGAGGGAAUUCGGUGUAUAUUUUUCUCCCAAAAAGGUUGAUAUUAUUAGAGCGUAAACUUUGAUGGCAUGCAAGUAAUAAAAUAAAUAACAU
Drosophila erecta is the source of this 3907-nucleotide messenger RNA. It is a transcript of the gene eater, whose product is annotated as fibrillin-1. The record is from RefSeq and is a predicted model, not a curated record. The coding region runs from base 173 to 3871 and encodes 1232 amino acids. The transcript is spliced from 3 exons. NCBI's taxonomy places the organism in Eukaryota, Metazoa, Arthropoda, Insecta, Diptera, Drosophilidae.